AUGGUGUUCAAACUCUCUCCGGCAUCCCCCGCCGGAAAAUGGCUGGGAUUUGUCACCGCCGUCUGGGUGCAAGCAAUUUCUGGUAACAAUUACACUUUUUCUAAUUAUUCCGACGCGCUCAAGUCCCUCAUGGGCCUCACCCAACUCCAGCUCAACAGCCUCUCCGUCGCCAAAGACGUCGGAAAAGCCUUUGGCCUUCUCGCGGGACUCGCCUCUGAUCGCCUCCCCACACCCGUCAUCCUUCUAAUAGGUUCCAUUGAGGGAUUCAUUGGAUAUGGCGUCCAAUGGCUAGUCGUUAGCCGCCGAAUCCAACCUCUCCCUUACUGGGCUAUGAGUAUUUUUCUAUGUAUGGGAGGAAACAGCACGACGUGGAUGAACACGGCGAUUCUGGUAACAUGCAUUCGGAAUUUCCGGAAAAAUCGUGGCCCAGUUUCUGGAAUUCUGAAAGGUUACGUCGGAUUAAGCACAGCUAUUUUCACUGAUAUCUGCUCAGCGUUAUUCGCCGAUGACCCGGCGAAAUUUCUGCUGAUGCUGGCAAUUGUUCCUUUCGUCGUUUGCCUGACCGCAAUCUUUUUCCUCCGAGAGAUCCCGCCGUCUUCUACGGCCGCGGAGGAAAGCGACGAGACUAAGUACUUCGGCGUAGUUAACGUUCUGGCCGUUAUUAUAGCGCUGUAUUUGUUGGCAUUCGACGUCUCAGGGCCUCACGGCGGCCUAUUUUCGCAAGUCUUCGCCGCAAUACUUUUGGUUUUACUCGCCUCCCCUUUGUCUAUACCAAUUUACCUCGCGGCAAAGAGUUUCAUCCGGUCGGGAGCCGACACGAUAGACGCUGAGAAAAGCGUGACGGAGCCAUUACUGGCGGGCGAGGCAGAGAAGAAGGUGGUGGCGACGUCGUUGGAGGAGGUGGGGGAGAAGAGGAGGCCAGUUCUGGGAGAAGAGCACACGAUAAUGGAGGCUCUGAAAACCGUAGACUUCUGGAUCUUGUUCGGGUCGUUUCUGUGUGGAGUGGGAACGGGUCUAGCAGUGAUGAACAACCUGGGGCAAAUGGGUUUGGCUCUCGGGUAUGCGGAUGUAUCCAUAUUCGUUUCGCUGACCAGCAUAUGGGGAUUCUUCGGGCGGAUCCUAUCCGGGUCGGCUUCAGAAUACUUUAUCAAGAGGGCCGGAACACCAAGGCCAAUUUGGAAUGCAGCUUCUCAGAUUUUAAUGGCAGUGGGAUACAUCCUAUUGGCUAUGGCUAUGCCCGGAUCGCUGUACAUUGGCUCCAUUGUUGUGGGUAUCUGCUAUGGAGUCCGUCUAGCCGUUACUGUUCCUACCGCCUCCGAACUCUUUGGCCUCAAAUACUACGGCCUCAUAUACAACAUCCUCAUCCUCAAUCUCCCACUCGGCUCGUUCCUCUUCUCCGGCUUGCUGGCGGGCUUCUUGUACGAUGCUCAGGCGACGCGCACGGCUGGAGGCGGCAACACGUGCAUCGGUGCCCACUGCUACAGGCUUGUGUUUAUGGUGAUGGCUAUUGCAUGUGUGAUUGGGUUUGGUCUUGAUGUUUUGCUGUCUAUUAGAACAAAGAGCAUUUAUGGUAAGAUCUAUGCUAGCAGGAAAGCGAAGAAAUCUUCAGUAUCUAAUCUCCAGUGAGAAUGGAGGGGACUGAUGAGAGAAUUUUUCUCAGUGACGUCCUGGUCUUCGGUGGUUGUGGUGUUGGGUUUUGUCUAGCAUUCUUUGGUCUGUUUUCCCCACAAAUUGUGAUAGUAGAAUUGAAUUAUUUUUUUUUUUGUCCAUCAAAUUAUAGUAUUAGUAAAAUUGUAUGAUACAAUUUCAAGACUCUUCAUUUAACAAAGGUCUUGAUUUGUUUGAUUUGUGUAUUGGAUGAUGUAAUUGAUCGAAUUAUUAAAUAGAAAAAAAAAUGUUAUUUUACUCUGA
Molecule: messenger RNA, 1911 nt
Organism: Sesamum indicum (sesame)
Lineage: Eukaryota; Viridiplantae; Streptophyta; Magnoliopsida; Lamiales; Pedaliaceae
Product: protein NUCLEAR FUSION DEFECTIVE 4
Cellular component (GO): membrane
Source: RefSeq, a predicted model, not a curated record